AAAAACAUUAAAACGUCAAACUGCGAGUGCAUUGGAAUGUCAGUCAUCAACAAAUAAGAAUUUUCGUAAAUAAACAAGCUUAGGGGUAUUUAAAAUGGACAUAUUGCCGUUUCCGAUAAUUGGAAACUUAUAGGAAGUCGCACUUUCUGUAGGAUUCUUAUUUGAAUCUAAUUAAUGCCACAAUGGACGAUGCAGGUUCAACAAGUUUGUGUCGAAUAUGUCUUCAGCAUGGAGCCACACUGCCUAUAUUCGAGAAGUCAUCAUUAGGAGAUAAUAUACAUUCGAAACUAUCCCUUUGUUUACAAUGUGAAAAGAUUGAAGACAUUGCAGGAUUACCACGUCAUAUAUGUACAACGUGCAAUACUACAUUAGAAACUUUAUGUCAAUUUAUUAAUAGGUUUAGGGAGUCAUGUAAAAUAUUAGAAAGUGGUCUACUAAUUGUAAAAAAAGAAGAAUUUCAGGAUCAUAGAAAUGACUCUAUGACUGAAGUAGAAAUAGAUAUAAAAGGAAUAAAGGCUGAAUCAGAGAACCUCUAUGAUGAUGCUUUUGAUGAUUAUGAAGACACAUUACCAUUAGCAAUAAGUAAGAAAAUAAAAAAGGAACCUAUUAAGAAAGAGAAGAGAACUCGGAAAACCAAAUCUCAAACUGGAAGUAAAACAAACAAGAUAGCAUCUUCUAUAUUAGAAGGAAACUUUUCAUGGAAUGGAGAUAGAUGGUGCAUGAAGAUAGGUCAAACAACAUUAAAGAAAUUAGGUAAUAAUGAUGCCAUAGAACCAAAACCCCGACCACAGACUAAAAUAAAAUUACCACAUGUAAAGCCUUCUACAACAGAAAAACUAUGCGAUCUUUGUGGAGAUGUGUUUAGAAACAAUGAUCGACUAUUGUGUCACAAGAAAAAAGUACACUUUAAGACUCCUGUUAAAUGCCCCAAAUGUCCAAGAAUUUGUGCCUCAAAUUAUUAUUUAAAUAGGCACAUAAAAAGGAAACAUGAGACCCAUAGAGAAUUCAUUUGCUCAUCAUGUGGCAUAGGUUUUGCAUUUAAAGGAGAAUUAACAAGUCACUUCAGAAAUGUGCAUGACAAGCUGGCACGUCCCAAGAAAGUGUAUACAUGCAAAUUCUGUGAUAAAACAUAUAAAUGUGCUAAGUCUACAAUUAUUCAUGAGAGAUCUGUACAUACAGGUCAAAGACCGGCUGAGUGUACAGUCUGUAAUACCAGUUUCUAUCAUGAAGAUUAUUUAAAGGAACACAUGAGGUUACAUACUGGGGAGACACCUUUUAAGUGCCCCAUAUGUGGCCGAGGAUAUGCCCAGAGAGGCAACAUGAAGAGCCACCUGCGUAUCCAUAGGAUAUCAGAACUAGAUGCCAUCACAUUAAGCAAAUUGAGACCAAAUUAUAUAAAAUUACUAAAAGUUUAAAACUAAAUUAAUUUUGUUUUAAGUUUAGCAGAGUAGGGUUGGCACUGGCAUAUAAUGAUGUAACCAUUUUAAUUCUAUUUUUGUUUUCGAAUUAUAUAUCCAUUUUGGGUAGGUACUUGAAAAUUGUUUUACAAAGAAGUUGAAAUAAUUUAUUUUUGAAUUUAUGAAAGGUUGAUUUUUCUAUUGAAGUUGAGACAUAGCUUCUGCGUUUUAAUUAUGUGCUAACCCUUGAUAGUGUGUUAAAGAGGUAUUGUUAUAGGUAUCAAAUAUAUUAGAUAUUUUGUUAUUAUGUGAUUGGGGUUUCAGUCAUAGAAUUGUUUAAGUCUCUUCAAGUCCAUUAUUGUCAGAGCUUAUAUUAGUAUAUAGUAUCUUUAUUUAAUAAGAAAAAGAUACACUUGAAGGACUAAAAACAUAUCAAUUACUUUAAAUUUAAUGUCAGAUGGAUUUACUGUUGAAAGUUGUCCAUGGAUGGCAAGGCAAUCACUUUUUGUCUUUUAUAUUUUUCCUGCACUGACUAAGCAAGAGAGUAAGUGCGUUUAUCUGACCAGCCGAUGUGCGACUAUUUCGCCAAUCUCUCGUAAAAACUUGGUCAACUUGAUCGCGUUAAAUAAGAGGCACUAUCAUCUUUUGUUGGAUUAUAUUACGGUUAUAAAACCAUUUAUGUUGAAAAAAAUAUAUAUUUGUUAAAACUUAAUAAAAUCUAAUGUUAAAAUAGCUUUAUUACAUAGUUAUAUUUAUAAGUGCAAUGGGGUUGUUUUCUGUUAAAUUUUAUAGGAUAUUUAAUAAUAAAAACUGUUUUCAUUACUAGAAAAUAUAAUUCAUAUUACAAUAUUUAGUAUUUUUUA
Messenger RNA from Helicoverpa zea (corn earworm), 2260 nucleotides. RefSeq names its product zinc finger protein 211-like. NCBI's taxonomy places the organism in Eukaryota, Metazoa, Arthropoda, Insecta, Lepidoptera, Noctuidae. The transcript has 4 exons. Gene Ontology annotation, molecular function: zinc ion binding; RNA polymerase II transcription regulatory region sequence-specific DNA binding; DNA-binding transcription factor activity, RNA polymerase II-specific. Gene Ontology annotation, cellular component: nucleus. The record is from RefSeq and is a predicted model, not a curated record. Gene Ontology annotation, biological process: regulation of transcription by RNA polymerase II. The coding region runs from base 183 to 1415 and encodes 410 amino acids.